Molecule: messenger RNA, 1371 nt
Organism: Prunus dulcis (almond)
Lineage: Eukaryota; Viridiplantae; Streptophyta; Magnoliopsida; Rosales; Rosaceae
Exons: 3
Coding region: 52-1371 (439 amino acids)
Molecular function (GO): zinc ion binding
Source: RefSeq, a predicted model, not a curated record
UUAAAUAAUGUUCAUACAUGUGCGGGUCGGAUACGGGAAUCAAAGAGUAAGAUGAUGAGGUCUCGUGUGGUGUCCUCCCUCAUUGUGGACAGAAUUCGUGCAAAACCAGAGCUGAAGCCAGUUGAGAUUAUACACGAGUUCAAAGAUUAUUAUGGUAUAGACAUUUCAUACUACCACGCAUGGUUUGGCAAAGAGUUAGCUAAAUUGGACGUUCACGGUGAUGAGUCGAAGUCCUUCAACGAGUUAGUGUGGUAUGCGGACGCCGUAAAGGAAACUAACACUGGUUCUCUCUGCACUCUUGAUUGUGAAGCUGGAAUUAAUCGCUUUCGACGGUUUUUUGUGUCUUUUGGCGGUUGCAUUGCUGGAUUUCAAUAUUGCAUACCCUUGUUGUUCAUUGAUGCUACGUUUUUGAAGAGCAAGUACAAGGGGCAGCUUCUCUGUGCUUCGGGAAAGAAUGGAAAUCAAGGGUUUUAUCCUCUAGCUUUUGGAGUUGUUGAUUCUGAGACAGAGGAGAAUUGGACUUGGUUUCUUCAACAUUUGGCUUCUAUAUUGCUACCGAUGGGGAGAGUGGUGACCUUUUUCUCGGACCGCAAUCAAGGUUUGUUAAAUGCAAUGGGGUUUGUGUUUCCCGGAUGGCCUCAUUCUUACUGUUAUUAUCACCUCAAACAGAAUUUGAUAUCAAAGUACCCAAAGUCAGGUUAUGAGAAACUGCUCCAAGACCGUGUUAUCAAUUUAUUUAGUAGAUGCGCAUAUGCUGUUACGGAGGAAGAGUUUAAGGUAGCAAUGGAGGAGUUGGUGAUUGUUGGGAGUUCGAAAGUGAAGGCAUUUAUAUCUGAUUUGUCUAGAGAUCACUAUGCCAACGCAUUUUUCAAAGGAAUGCGUUAUGGGGAGAUGGCAAACAGUUUAGCGGAGUCCUUUAAUAAUUGGGUUGGUGUGUUUCGAGAUUUGCCGGUGCUACCUUUGAUAGAAGGGAUUCGACAGAAAUUGAUGGUAUUGAAUUCUCAACGACGAUUUGAAGCGGAGAAGUGGACAACAGUUUUGUGUCCGGAGAUGGAAACUAGACUCUGGACUUGUUCUUGCCGUCUUUGGCAAAUUGACGGUUUUCCUUGCACACAUGCGGUGGCUGCAAUCCUAGCAAAGAGAGAUUCAGUUUAUGAUUACGUGGAGUGUUACUACAAAACCGACUUCUUUCAAAAAGCCUAUGAGAGUCCUAUUUUUCCUAUUCCAGAUAUUGGGAAAGGAUUGGGCAGCAAUGGUUCUGCAGCUGGAGUUGUGCUUCCGCCAAUUACAAAGAGGCCAGCCGGAAGACCACCAACAAAGAGGAUCAAAGUUUUUGGUGAAUUUAAAAGGCCAUUGAAAUGCAGUCGGUGA